Messenger RNA from Aplysia californica (California sea hare), 478 nucleotides. RefSeq names its product QRFP-like peptide receptor. Gene Ontology annotation, biological process: G protein-coupled receptor signaling pathway. Gene Ontology annotation, molecular function: peptide binding; G protein-coupled receptor activity. NCBI's taxonomy places the organism in Eukaryota, Metazoa, Mollusca, Gastropoda, Aplysiida, Aplysiidae. The record is from RefSeq and is a predicted model, not a curated record. Gene Ontology annotation, cellular component: membrane.
UUUUUCACCUUAUAGUCCGACAGCCGGGUCUAUAUAAAGUACUAGAACCUUGUUUUUCAUCAUAAAGUUUUUUUCUUUGAAAGGCAAACUUCCAUGCUGUGGUCUCUCACUCAGAGUGGCGGACCUCCUGGUUCUGUUCGUGCUCCCGUCCUCCUCCAUGGUCUACAUCUUUCUGCACAUCCGGCGCCGCCUCUGGAGCUCAGCGGUCGUGGUCACAACCAACGUCCGUAAGAAGAGGGCCGUGGUUCGAUUCCUGGCCAUCGCCAUCCUCAUCUUCAUCUUCUGUUGGCUGCCCUUCUACACCUUGGAUAUCGUCACCGACUCCGUCAAGCUGAUGAUGGACGAAGAGAAGGCGGAAGCUCUAGAGAACGGAGAGGUUUACAACGUGACCAAGUUCUGCGUCAUCAUCUUGGCCUUCAGUAACAGCCUGCUUAACCCUUUCAUAUACGCUUUCUUCAAUAAAAACUUUAUUAACGAG